Molecule: messenger RNA, 1377 nt
Organism: Cajanus cajan (pigeon pea)
Lineage: Eukaryota; Viridiplantae; Streptophyta; Magnoliopsida; Fabales; Fabaceae
Product: putative BOI-related E3 ubiquitin-protein ligase 3
Molecular function (GO): ubiquitin-protein transferase activity
Source: RefSeq, a predicted model, not a curated record
GCAUGUGGUGCGUCGUUGCUUACCGCGUCCCACACUCUUCUUUCUUUAAUGCUUAGACGAUAAAUUGAGAAAAAAGAGGAAGAAAGUUAUAAAAGAUGAGAGAGAAAGCAUGCAGUAUCCUAGGCUCCCUUUUGUUUCUUUUUCAGUUACUAUUUCCAUUCAUUCAAAAUCUAUCCAUUCAUUUAUUUCCACAUCUUUUUUAAUGCUUUCACUUUAUAUUCAUAUAUAUAUAUAUAUAUAUAUAUAUAUAUAAAUGUCCUUCCACUGCCACACACACAGACAACUCUUAUGCCUCUUCCUCCAAAUCGCUCCAUCCACUCCACUCCUCUUAUCAUUUUAAACAUUGUGCAAGCGAAGCAAAUAGGUUCGGUUGCUUAUUCAUUUUUUUGAUCUGGAUAUCUGGAUAUGGCCAUCGAAGCACAGUUGUAUCCCAACAACUCCCGUUUCCCAUUUAGUGGAUCAAAGAAUUUAAUGAUAAACAAUAUUCAGUCAUGUUUGAAUUCUCAAGUGUAUAGUCCGAAGCAUCAUCAACAUCUACACCAUGCCAGGCAGAUGAAUCCAAACAUGUCUCUUGUUGAUCCGUCUUUCCCUAAUUCGAAUGGCCAGCAGAACGUGAACCCCUUCAAUAACUAUACUUACAACCCUCAAACUUUAGCCUCAUAUCCUCAAGGCUUCUCUGUUGACUUUGAUGAACAGAGGGAGAUUGAUCACUAUAUCAGAUCACAGAAUGAAAAGUUGAGAAUUUUGUUGGAGGAACAAAGAAAACAGCAGGUGGAAGAGUUAUUGAGGAAGGUGGAAUUGAACGCUCGUUAUUUAAUGAGGCAGAAAGAUGAAGAAAUAGCGCAAGCAACAAAGAAAACGUCUGAAUUGAAUGAAUUUUUGAGGAAGUUGGAGGUAGAGAACCAAUCAUGGCGAAGGGUGGCUCAGGAAAACGAGGCUAUGGUGAUGUCUCUUCAUAAUAGCUUAGAACAGAUGAAAGAGAGAGCAGUGUAUGGGGUGACAACAGAAGAUGCAGAGUCGUGUUGCGAUGACAACAUGGGAAUCACGGCAAAGGAAGAAGGAACAGGGGAAAACAGAGUGUGUCCUGGUGGGGCAGUAGAGGUUGAACAAAUUAGGAAAAGGACAAUGAAUUGCAAAUGUUGUAAUUCUCAGAAAUCGUGUUUUAUGUUUCUUCCUUGCAGGCACCUUUGUUCGUGUAAAACUUGUGAGUCUUUUCUCCAAGUUUGUCCUGUUUGUAAUGUGCCCAAAAAGUCCAGCAUAGAAACUUUAAUCCUAUAGUCUUAAUGUUUUAUAUUUUCAUUUAGAUAAUUUUAUAGAAAAAUGUUUAUUUUAUUAAGAAUUUGUACCUUUUUUUAAUAUAAAAACAUAUACCUUUUU